AUGUCAUGGGCGCUCUGCGAUACGGUACACGUGUACGACCGCCGCCACGAGCAGGCCUUUGACAUGCGCAACCUCGCGGGGCACCCCUCGCUGGAGCCGAGCAGCCACUGGAGACUGCCACCACUUCCAUCCGCAUGGCUUGUCGGCCUCUCGACACCGCCGAUCUUGUCGCGCGUCCGCUUGCACAAGCUCGAGGCCAGCGACUCGGCGCGCUAUCAGCUCCUGCGCAAGACGGCGCGAACGCCACUGCAUCGGAACGUGCGUGGCGAUGACGGACUGCAAGCGCUGGCAUUCUCUUUGUCGCUGCGCCAUCUCAGCAAGGACGAGAACGGCUGCCCUGCGUAA
Saprolegnia parasitica CBS 223.65 is the source of this 345-nucleotide messenger RNA. RefSeq lists its product as hypothetical. The transcript is spliced from 3 exons. NCBI's taxonomy places the organism in Eukaryota, Oomycota, Saprolegniomycetes, Saprolegniales, Saprolegniaceae. The record is from RefSeq and is a predicted model, not a curated record. The coding region runs from base 1 to 345 and encodes 114 amino acids.